UUUCUUAACGCGGAUUUCAACUUAACCCCUAACCCAAAAAGGGGCGUCACUGAGUAUGUUUGUUUUACAUUUUUAUCCUCUAGAGCGUAAAGAAAUCUUUUUAUGUCAAUCGACCCGAGGUACAAUACCGGUAACACAACAGCAGUGCGCUAAGGUAUGUGUCAACUGUAGUAAAGGAAGAAAUGGCUGCCCUGCCCAGGAUAACUUGCUUCCUGGUUGUUUGGAUGAUAUUUUUAACAGUGCACCUAUGUCUAUGCUGUAUGGAAGGUGACGGUUACUUUGGCUGGCAGUGUGACACUGUGACUGGGUGUUUCUGUAAACAAGGACAGAGAUGUCAACGGACUCUAAGAACAUGUCCUGAACAAUGUGUGGACAACCCCUGGGGAAUAGGAUGUCAAGAUGAAAAUAUCAACUUAGCCUAUGGAAAGCAAGCCACACAGUCAAGUACUUAUAUGAAUGUUAGCGAAAACGUGAGUUAUCCAGCGAAUCUUGCAGUGGAUGGACACAACAGCACUGAUGACCUGAAAUGUAUAAAAACGAAUUCACAGAACAAUCCCACCUGGAGUGUGGACCUAGGAGGGUUAUAUGUAAUUCGUAGAGUUGCAUUGAUAAAACCUGACAUAUGCCAGUUUCAAGGUGUCCAGCUCUGCAUUAACAACAAAACGGCAUCGGAUACUGGAUGCAGAGCUGUAGGAGUUGAUAAUACACAGUGCUCAACAUCAGUGUUAGAGUACGAGAUAGAUUCACCAAUCUUGGGGCGCUACGUCACGUUACGAAAAUCUGGAACACAAAUAUUUCGGUUGUGUGAAAUCGUCGUUAGGGGCUACACGUACCCAUAUAAUGUGGCCAUUGGAAGAACAGCAGAGCAAAGCGACGUAGCGGUUAUUGCAGGUGGAGUACCAAGUCGUACUGUAGACGGGAAUGUUAACGCAGAUUUCAAUGCAGGGUCGUGCUCUCACACAGAUUUAACACCAUACCCCUGGUGGCGGGUAGACCUGGGCCAGCAGUACGUGGUUUACAGUGUAACGCUAUUUAACAGAGGUGUUGGCGUUGACUCCGGCAAGCACUUAAAAAACUUAUCAGUAAAGACACGUAACAUCACAGAUACCAGCAGCAAAGACGUGUGUGCGACAUAUGUUCCCCAAGUACCUCGUGGUGGUAGUGUAGAAUUGUCAUGUCAAGUUCCACAUAUUGGUCAAGUCGUGAUUGUGCAGCUGGAGCACGAAGCCCCUUUAAUACUCUGUGAAGUUACUAUUAAAGGGUACAGAUACAAAGAAACCGUUGUAACUGUAGAAAUACCAAUGAACAGUGUCAUCCCGUGUAUGGAGUCUGUACAUCUGGCUGUGCUGAAGGCUGGCAGGGACAUAAUGGAACAUGUCAAGUGGGGGAUGAAUCAAGAGGUCCAUAGAUGCGACGGGUUUGGAAAAUUAACCGUGCGAUAUGAAGGAGAAUUCAACAAUGGUACAACAGACGUGCUGCAUGUCAACGAAACACAGCUGAUAACCAUAACCAACCUCACAACAUAUAGUAAAUACACCAUCUACCUGACAGCAGUUAACAACUUACACCUGGUAGGACCACCAGUGACAGUGACUCAUACUACAGCUGAAGGGGUUCCACCAAAGAUGAAGGCCCCAAAUGUAACAUCUACUGGAUAUAGCUCCAUAGAGAUAACAUGGCGUGCCCCUUCCCCUCCAGGUGGCGUUAUCGUCAGUUACCAGAUAUCCUACUUUCAACAACCCGGCCAGUGGGAAGAAACAGUGACUGGUGCAGAUAUUACUAGUAAAAUAAUAGGCAAUUUGCAGUUCAAUUCCACGUACAUGAUUCGAAUACGUGCCAAAACUGCUGUCGGCUAUGGCGAGUAUAGUGAUCUAAUUCGGGCAACAACGAGUAUGGAAAAAGACGUCUCAAUUCAGAAUGAACUGUACAGUAUAAAUGGUGGUGCUGUAUCAGGAGGUGUGUUGGGGGUUCUGGUUCUGGUGGCGGUAGUUGUGGUCGUUGUUGUCAUAUACAAAAGAAGGCAGCGCCGUAACGAAUCAAAUGGAAUUGACGCCUUUUCCGAACUGCAAGGAAAAGAAGCUUCAGAUGAACUUGUAGAAGAAUUGCCGAGAGAAAAUAUGUAUGAAAACGCCGACGACGAGCAUCUCUAUGGCAAUAUUGAUCAAAGCACAGAAAUCCCCGUAGAGGACAUUUUUGAGGUCAUGAAAUUGAAAACCAGAGAUGUUCUUAAGGCUGAAUACCAGAAAUUCCCCACCAUAUUUAUUUGGCCUUGUGAAGCCGGCCAAAAGCGAGAGAACAAACUAAAGAACAGGUUCCAGAACAUUAUGCCAUACGACCAUAGCCGAGUUGUACUGGAUCUUUUGCAAGGUGAUCCCAACUCUGACUACGUCAACGCAAACUAUAUUGAUGGAUAUAAGAGACCACGUGCAUUUAUCGCUUCUCAAGGUCCAAAACCGAACACUGUGAAGGACUUCUGGCGGAUGAUAUGGCAAGUCAAGUCUCCACAAAUUGUAAUGGUGACAAAAACUGUGGAAAUGGGCAAGCAAAAAUGUGAGCAGUACUGGGCAGACGAGGGAGUGAAACAGUUUGGUGAAAUAGAAGUGACUACACUGGAUGAAAUUCAAGGACAGGACUAUUUUGUCCGAAAUUUGAAGUAUUGUAAGGUUGGAGAACUAGAAGUACGUACUGUAAAACAGUUCCACUUCACUGGUUGGCCUGAUCAUGGUGUGCCUGUUGACCCAACGGCUUUGGUAAAAUUCCGAGAGGAAGUCAAGAAGUAUCAAAGUCAGGUUCAAGACCAAGGACCUAUCAUUGUACAUUGCAGCGCUGGGGUUGGUAGGACCGGAACUUUCAUUGCACUGGACUACCUGUUCGAACAAGUGCUUGCUGAAGGAAAGAUCGACAUAUAUCGUCUCAUCCAAGAAAUGCGAGCAUCGCGACCAAAGAUGGUGCAGACAGUGGAGCAAUAUUACUUCAUCCAUGACGUGAUGUUGGAAGAACUGCAUUGUGGUUUAACCUCUAUACCAGUGCAAGACUUUGCCACUCGUCUGCGGAAACUGAGACGAAGGAACAAGUCGGGACUGACCAAAAUGGAAGAAGAGUUUGUGAUACUGAACCUUAUGUUGCCUGAAAUAGACGAAAGCUCCAUCAAGACGGCCUUGGAACCUAUCAACAUUGAUAAGAAUAGAGUGAGGAAUAUUGUUGCAGGUAACCACUGCAGACCAUACCUUGUGUCAUACGUGAAGGACAGCACUGACUACAUUAAUGCCGUGUUCAUAGAUGGUUACCAACGCCAAGAUGCCUAUAUCGUGACUCAGAUGCCUCUGCCUCAUACGGUGGUUGACUUCUGGAGUAUGUUGUAUGACCAGCAUUGUGCGACUAUAGUUAUGCUGAAUGAAGCGAACGAAGAAAGCAAGACAAGUGCCGUGUACUGGCCAGUAGAGGAGCCGACUACUUACGGUCAUUUCACUGUCGAAGUGAUCUCUAUGCAUCAGAUUGGGGAAUCUAUCACCAUCAGGGAGUUGAAAUUGGUUAGUUCAAAGCGACACUCCGCCCCCCCAAGAACUGUCUGUCAAUUCCAGUUUCAUGAAUGGGGGACAUCAGAACCAGUGCCGCCAUCACCACGUGCGUUUCUUGAGCUGUUUGAUGCGGUUCAACAAUGGCAACAGAAAAGUGGAAAUACUUCCAUUACUGUUCACUGCAUGAACGGUGCCCACCAGAGCGGGUUGUUCUGUGCCGUGGCUCGCAUACUGGACAAGCUGAAGGUGGAGCAGGAAGUGGAUGUCUUCCACACGGUGAAGGCUGUCAGACAAAACAGACCACAACUGAUCGAUAGCAAGGAGCAGUACUACUUUUGCUAUGAAGUGGUUGAAGAAUACGCCCACAGGUUCGACACGUACGCCAACUUCCAGAUGUAGGAUUUUAAAGGACACUGAAGACGUUGCCUUCAUGGAGAUAGAAAGCAAAUGCUCUCUAAUUAAUUAAGUGCAGAUUUUUGAUUACUUGCAAUCAGCUGUUGUUUUUUUUCUAGUAACAAUGUUUUUAGAUAGGGGGAUAAGGACACAGCUUGCUUUUCACUAUAGCCUUCUAUUUCUUUGGGAGGAGAGAAAGAAUCACUGACACACUUACUGUAAGCGAUUGUCAAAGUCUAAGUUUUGUGUAAGCUACGCAAUAGACAUGCAUGUAACUGAGGAAUUAAGGAAGAGCUUUAUAUUCCUGCAUUUAACGCCAUUAGUAAAAACAUAUAGUUUAUUAUUAGUUUACUACAUAUAUGAUAUGUACUAGUACAUGUUAUUCAGGAUUUAUGAAGAUAGAACUGUGGUUGUUUUUUGUCAGUAGCUUUUGAUAGAGGAGAAAAAAGGGCGUUAAAAUCCCUGGAAUAUGCCUUGUGCCUGCCAUUUCUAAUAGAGAAGGUACCAGGGGAGGGUGCAAGCACCUGAGCAGUUGUCAUAGAAUAAUCACUCGGUCGAACAUGGUCAUCUCUCGGGAAAUACUCAUGCCUUCAGAAAGAUAUCUUUGUACUCAGAAGGCUCACACGCGCUGGUUCCCGUGAAAAGUAGGACCACAAAAAGCUGCUGUAUCCAGCAUUUCUACCUGCUGGAAUCAACAAACGCAUUUGCGCUCGAUUAACAAAUAAGAAAAGUUGAGAGGUUGAAAAAUGUUAAUAUAAGUAAGUCUCUAUGAUCUUUGAAAGAAAGAGUUAUAGUAUCAAGUGGCUGCGUACAAUGUAAAUGGAUAAGAGAAUAGGCUAAUUCGCUUGACAUGACUCGUUCUACGAUGUGCAAUGUAAUUAUUUCAUAGUACAUGUUACUAGUACCUUACGGCAACCUAUGGGUGGGUAAAUAUUGUAGGUGAGAAAGGGGGAGGGUUUUUUUAUAUAUAUAUAUUCCUGAUAACAGAGACUGAAAAAAAUGAAUGCGCAAGGUGCUCACGAUUUUCUGUAAUGGAGCAACUACUUAAACCCCCUUUACACUGGACGGCGUCCUUUCUGCGUCUUCUGUGAGAUAGAUGAAACUGGCAUCACUGUGGUCGUAAUAAGGAGGCACAAUCAUUGCUUUAGUUGCAGAAUGCUUAAUGAUCGCCCAUUUUCCGGCACGUAAAUUAUUAUUAUUUUUUUACUCUCAAACUGGACCGUACUACAGGACGCAGAAAGGACGCCGUUCAGUGUAAAGGCGGCUUUACUGUUCAUAUCAUACAUUUAGACUAGAAACCACUUAAUCGUUCCACCCUCCCAUGUACAGUGUUGUUUUCUGGUUGCAAAUUCACGGAUUCACUCAUAACACGUAAAUACCGAAUAUCUUUUUACUCACAAUAGCGACCCGUGGGAGGGCGGGUGAGAUUAUUCAAACACCACCAUGCAGCAUUUGUAGUAAAACCUACAUGAGGUGCUGAAAGAUGAAAUCGAUUAUUUUAUCUCUGAAAAAUAGAAAGGAUAUAUUUAGCAGACUGUACGAAGCAUGCUUUUUGGUUAUCUUCAAUGUAAACCAUCCCUUAGGUAUAACUAAUGCGCGCAAUGUAGCAUAUAGGACAUAAAAACCUAGCCAUAUGUCAACUCUGAUAUAAUUUAUAAUAAAUAUUGAAUAUUGCCAGCCUGUGUAUCCUUUUG
Messenger RNA from Lingula anatina, 5605 nucleotides. RefSeq names its product receptor-type tyrosine-protein phosphatase epsilon-like. The record is from RefSeq and is a predicted model, not a curated record. Lineage: Eukaryota; Metazoa; Brachiopoda; Lingulata; Lingulida; Lingulidae. Gene Ontology annotation, biological process: protein dephosphorylation. Gene Ontology annotation, molecular function: protein binding; protein tyrosine phosphatase activity.